Macrobrachium nipponense is the source of this 1966-nucleotide messenger RNA. RefSeq names its product deoxyribodipyrimidine photo-lyase-like. The record is from RefSeq and is a predicted model, not a curated record. Gene Ontology annotation, biological process: photoreactive repair. Gene Ontology annotation, molecular function: deoxyribodipyrimidine photo-lyase activity. Lineage: Eukaryota; Metazoa; Arthropoda; Malacostraca; Decapoda; Palaemonidae.
AGUAUUGUUGCGAUAAUGCGAUAUGUUAUGAAUAAUCGCAUAGGUAGCUACAUAAUAGGGGAACCGAGAGCGAGACCCCUAUUAAUAGACCUAAGUAAUAGAUUCCGUUCUGUGUUCCCAGUACUAGGCAAAUUACAUGGUCCUAACCUAGAUAGCUUGAUGUUCAGAUUCCGGGACUUCACUGUCAUUCAGAGGGGAUUAAGAUAUUUCUCUUCCAAGAUGCCCCUGGUAGGAGAUAUCAAGAUCAAAAUGGUGAAGAGAGAGGAGGAAGUAAUCCUUGACAUUAACACUCGUCUUGUGAAUGACAGGAUAAGUGCAAGUCAAAAUAUUUUAGACUUCAACUUUGACAUGAGUCGUGUCGAGCACAUGAGUAAAGCUAAAGACAUACCCAAAGGUAGCACAGGAGUUGUUUACUGGAUGUCUCGGGAUCAACGCGUUCAAGAUAAUUGGGCAAUGCUUUUUGCCGCAGCAAUUAGCACUGAAGACAAAUCCCUCCAUGUGGCUUUCUGUCUGUUCCCAACCAAGUUCCUAGAUGCUACUUAUCGACAUUUCUACUUUCUUUUGAAAGGUCUUGAAGAGGUAGAAAGGGAAUGUCAGAACCUAGGUAUUGGAUUCCACCUACUUCUAGGAGAAGCAAGAACUGUCCUUCCUGAAUUCAUCAAGAGUCAUGGUAUGGGGUGCCUUGUAACUGAUUUUGCGCCCUUACGUGUUCCUGAGCAAUGGCGAAAGGAUGUUAAAGAGGCAGUCCCAGGCAAUGUCCCCAUGUUCAUGGUUGAUGCCCAUAAUAUCAUACCCUGCUGGAUAACUUCAAAUAAGCUAGAGCAGGGUGCAAUGACUAUCCGUCCAAAGGUCCAUGAGAAGCUAAGCCACUAUUUAACCAAAUUUCCUCCAGUAGUGGCACAUCCUUAUAAAAGUAAAUUUAAAGUAGAGCCAGUUGAUUGGGUAGCGGCAGACAACACUUUAGAGAUUGAUCGCACUGUAGAACCUCUUGAAUGGGCUGUGCCUGGAACUAAAGCAGGGUUGCAGGUCCUUGAUGAGUUUUGUUUGAAAAGAAUGUUUAAAUAUGGAGAAAAGGCUAAUGAUCCAAAUGACAAUGCAAGAAGUGAGCUCUCUCCAUGGUUGCAUUUUGGUCAGGUUUCAACACAGCGUACUGCCUUGGAGGCUCGCAGGUACCGUGACCAAAUCAAGGAAGGAGUAGAUGCCUUUAUUGAACAGAUGGUAGUGAGACGGGAAUUGGCUGACAACUUUUGUUAUUAUCAAAAGAAUUAUGACAAUCUUGAUGGAGCUUUUCCAUGGGCAAGGAACACUCUUGAGUAUCAUAGGUUAGACAAGAGGCGCUACAUAUAUUCAAGAGAGCUAUUCCAUGAAGGUAGAACUCAUGAUGAACUAUGGAAUGCUGGACAAAUUGAACUCAUGAAGCAUGGCAAGAUGCAUGGUUAUGUGCGUAUCUACUGGGCAAAGAAGAUUCUUGAGUGGUCAGCCAGUCCUGAAGAGGGUUUAGCCACUGCAAUAUAUUUAAAUGACAAAUACAGCUUAGAUGGGCGUGAUCCAAAUGGCUAUACAGGUAUUAUGUGGUGUAUAUGUGGUGUUCAUGAUCGUCAGUUUCCAGAACGACCAAUAUAUGGCAAAGUUCGCUACGUUGGUUAUGAGGGGUACAGAAAACGAUUCAAUGUUGAUCUCUAUGUUUCAAGAUAUGGGGCAAGGAAGCACAGAUAUAAUCCUCCUUAUUGAAGAUAUAAUCCUCUUUAUUGAAGAUGAGAAAACUUUCAUUUCAUAUUUCACAGAAAAUUUUGAGUCAAGACACUUGAUUAAGCACAUAUGUGCAGAGGACAAUUUCUUCUGUUCUUUGGGAAAUUCUCAUCCGUCCUUCCUUUCAGAUGUUUGAUGGAAUCUCAGCAUUUGAUAUUCUUAUCGAUUCAUGUGUAUACUUACCAUAAGUACAUCAUCUGACAUCAUCUCAUUCAAU